This is a messenger RNA of Mitosporidium daphniae, 246 nucleotides long. RefSeq lists its product as uncharacterized. The record is from RefSeq and is a predicted model, not a curated record. Bases 1 to 246 code for a protein of 81 amino acids. Lineage: Eukaryota; Fungi; Microsporidia. The transcript is spliced from 2 exons.
AUGACAAUGGCACAGGAAGAAAAUUUUUCGGAAGAAAUCGACGAAAUGGAAGAAAAUAUGUUGGUUGGGAUACAUUGUUCGUCCGUCGCAACCAUGAUUGCGUCGUUUGACUUUAAAAAAAGAAUGCGUGGAUUGUUGUCCUCCACGCAUGCAUAUGCGUCGAUUGGAAGGCCGUCAUCUCUUUGUAGCGAACCACGUGCGUUUAAAAGCAGAGCGAUGAGCAGGAUAAGCUCUGACAUAAAUUAA